Molecule: messenger RNA, 915 nt
Organism: Penicillium roqueforti
Lineage: Eukaryota; Fungi; Ascomycota; Eurotiomycetes; Eurotiales; Aspergillaceae
Product: phosphosulfolactate synthase
Exons: 6
Coding region: 1-915 (304 amino acids)
Source: RefSeq, a predicted model, not a curated record
AUGAGUCGCACUUCAAUUGCUCUGUCGACCCCAUCUAGACACUUUUCUGUCACCCCGAAAAUAUAUCAAGGCAUCACUCUUCUGCAAGACAAGCAAAAUGGCUUUGGCUUCGUGCGGUCAAACCCUAGACCUGCCAAGCCUAGAACGAAGGGAGUCACGGAGAUCCGAGGCCCAUACUACUCAGUCAUGGGUAAAAGAUAUCUCGCGGAUAUUCUCGAAACGAUGGGCGAUCACGUAGAUGGUCUGAAGUUUGCCGGAGGUGCUUUUACUCUUUUUCACGAGACGCCACUGCGGGAAUUGGUCGAUCUUGCCCAUGAGCACGGCGUGUACGUCUCAACGGGUGGAUGGGCUGAGCAUCUCCUCACACAUCCCGAUCCAAAUACGGUGUUUGACCGCUAUCUGAAAAAAUGCAAGGAUCUCGGAUUCGAUGUCAUCGAAUUGUCUUCCGGUUUUCUGUCAUUCCCGGAGGAUGACUGGCUCCGACUUAUUGAUAAAGUCCACUCAUACAAGUUGGAACCGAAGCCUGAAUUGGGGAUUCAAUUCGGAGCCGGCGGAGACACACCUGCCUCAGGACUUGAAUCGAUUGGGACCUCUGACCCCGGCAAAUUAGUAAACUUGGGUCGUAGAUUCCUCAACGCUGGUGUGAAGCGGUUGAUGAUUGAGUCAGAAGGUAUCACUGAAAACGUCACCUCCUGGCGGACUGAUGUGGUGUCGAAGAUCAUGAAGGAGCUUCCUCCUGAGCAUAUCAUGUUUGAAGCUGCAGAUCCCAAGGCCUUUAAUUGGUACGUUCGUGAGUUUGGUAUUGAUGUCAACCUGUUUGUGGAUCACAGCCAGAUUGUGCAGUUAGAAUGCCUGCGGACUGGCAUUUGGGGCACUGCCGACACCUGGGGCAAGAUAGUAUCGUUCCGGCCGUGA